UUGAAACAGAACAAUAUAAAAGACAAAGUACAGUGCAUUCUAAUUUAUUUUAAUAAGUUGAAGUCUUACAUUGCAGUUUGAUUAUAGUGAGUGCGUGUUUAAGCACUGUCCUGUACUGCACACGUGUCUCUGUACUGUACACACACACAGCAGCAGCAGCAUGAGUGUGUGUGGAGCUGCUCGGUGCCGCGGUGCCGUGAGGAGCAUCCUUCAGCAGAACCGAGCCGUCUGCAGCCACACGAGCGGAUCUGCUGUUGAGGGAAUCCGGGAAAAGCUGCAGGCUUUCUCGGGAGGAUCCGUAGAGCUCCAGAAGCAGCGGGACUCGGGCGUUGCGCUGCUCACUCUCAACAAUCCAGCGCGCAUGAACGCCUUCUCAGGCAGCAUGAUGCUUGAACUGGAGCAGCGGGUGCGUGAGCUGGAGACCUGGACAGAAGGGAAAGCUGUGAUUGUGCAGGGAGCUGCUGGAACCUUCUGCUCUGGAUCUGACCUCAAUGCAGUCAGAGCCAUAGCAAACCCACACGAUGGCAUGAAGAUGUGCGAGUUCAUGCAGAACACUCUCACAAGACUCCUCAGGUUGGUCUUUCUGAAGAAAAGCAGAUCAGAGCCAUCGAGACACCAGGGGCUGCCGCUCAUCUCAGUGGCACUGGUGGAGGGAAGAGCGCUGGGUGGAGGAGCAGAGCUCACCACUGCCUGCGACUUCAGGUUGAUGACGUCUGAUGGUGUUAUCCAGUUUGUCCAUAAGCACAUGGGUUUGGUACCUGGAUGGGGAGGAGCUGCAAGACUAGUUCGUAUUGUUGGCAGCCAGAAUGCCCUGAAACUGUUGAGCGGCGCUAAAAAAGUUGAUCCAGACUUUGGAAAACAGAUGGGACUGGUUGAUGAGGUGCUCCAUUGCUCUUCUGGCGAGGGAAAUGCACUGGCUCACGCCGAGCAGUGGCUGAGUCCGUUCAUUAAGGGCCCGGCCCCAGUGAUCCAGGCGGUGAAGAGGGUUGUUGUCUCAGGAAGAGAGCUUCCCCUGGCCGAAGCCCUUCAAACGGAGAGAAGUGUGUUUGGGACAGUAUGGGGCGGCCCGGCCAAUCUCAAGGCUCUGGCUUUAAAACCUAAACAUAAGUGACUGCAAUCAUCAUCGCUGCACAACAUUAAAACUGUUUCAAAUAUGCUUGAAGAACUUUAUAUUUUCAGAUCAGUAGAAGUAACAGAAAACUUCCUGGAUUGCUUUGCGGAGUUCAUAUCAACUUGCGCAUGUAUGCAUUAGUAUAUUAAUAUCUGAGUGCUGUAUCUUUCAAAGUUUUGUGAUUGCAAGAAUCUAUGCACAUUAAUGCAGUCCUUUAUAGUAGUGUACACUUUUGUCUUUUUCUGCAUAAAUGAUAAACCUGAGGGGAAAAUAAAGCAGUAUCGGCUAAUUAAAAUCCAUGAAUCCAGGGUGAAUCAAACACAAUGUUCACAUUUUGAAUUGUCCUGCAUCACCAUGUCUCAUUGUGGACAUAUAAAAAAAUCAC
Messenger RNA from Sinocyclocheilus anshuiensis, 1496 nucleotides. It is a transcript of the gene echdc1, whose product is annotated as enoyl CoA hydratase domain containing 1. Gene Ontology annotation, cellular component: cytosol. The transcript has 5 exons. Bases 161 to 1111 code for a protein of 316 amino acids. The record is from RefSeq and is a predicted model, not a curated record. Gene Ontology annotation, molecular function: catalytic activity. Gene Ontology annotation, biological process: fatty acid beta-oxidation. Lineage: Eukaryota; Metazoa; Chordata; Actinopteri; Cypriniformes; Cyprinidae.